Molecule: messenger RNA, 528 nt
Organism: Bemisia tabaci
Lineage: Eukaryota; Metazoa; Arthropoda; Insecta; Hemiptera; Aleyrodidae
Source: RefSeq, a predicted model, not a curated record
AUGGAUUUAGCAGACGAUGAAAUUGAAGAAGAAUUAGUGUAUAUUAAAUUUGAUUCAUUGUUUGACAAAGAAUUAUUCAACCCAAGUGUCAAUUUCAAAUUAAUUGGGCUGGAUGAGGAUGAACCGAUUGUGCAACUGGGAGCCCAGGUUUUCACUGGCAAAUGGGAAACAGCUGCUGGCACCUGCACAUUUUUUGAAGAAGAUCCAGACUACAAAUCUGAUGACCCCAUAUUCAAUCCACCUUCAAAAACAAAUGUCAAAUAUGCCACCUCAACUCGUAAAGUUCUACGCAUGCACAGAACUGUACUGAAGAAAAAAACUGAUGAGGUAACUGACUCUCAUCCAAGUAAAGAAGUUGCUGAGGCUGCAGACUCGUCAGAAAUAAAAGAAAAAGAUAUUGAAGAGUUACAUGAAAUUGGGGGUUCAUCUGAAGCAGAUCAAGACUUAUCAUUUGAAGAUAUUGAAAAGUUAGCUUUGGACCAAACAGAAGUCGAUCCUGUAAUCUUAGAUGAAAUCUUAGGAAAAUAG